AUGGAGCUGUUCCAUAUGGGGAGCUUCAUCACCUGCUUCCUGUUCGCAUGCUCCAAUGCAACCACCAUGUUUGGGGAAAUCCUCUCUCCAAACUAUCCUCAGGCUUAUCCCAACGAUGCCCUGGAAUCCUGGGAAAUCACCGUCCCCCCUGGCUACGGCAUCCGCCUCUACUUCACCCACCUGGACAUAGAGCCUUCUAAAAACUGCGAGUAUGACUCCGUGAAGGUCCUGACUGGGGACCACCUUGAAGGCCAACUGUGCGGGCGGAAGAAGAACAGUAUUUCUGGCUCCCAAAUCCUGAAGGAAUUCUACGUGCCCCACAACACCUUGACCGUGACUUUUCAGUCUGACUUCUCCAAUGAAGAGCGAUUCACUGGCUUUGCGGCUUAUUACGUUGCAGUGGAUGUGAACGAGUGCACGGACUUUGUGGAGAAGGCCUGCAGCCAUUAUUGCAACAACUACAUCGGGGGCUACUUUUGUUCGUGCCCCCCAGCGUAUAUGUUACAUGAAGAUCAGAAGACCUGUGGAGUGAACUGCAGUGGGAACGUGUUCACCGAGCCAACCGGGGAAAUCACCAGCCCCAACUACCCCAGCCCGUAUCCUGAGAAUUCGCACUGCGAUUACCGUGUGGUGUUGGAACCAGGAUACCGUGUGGUCCUGACCAUCAAGAACAAGGAUUUUGACAUAGAGCCUGCUGACUCGGAAGGAAACUGCCCUGAUGCCUUAACAGUCUCAGCAGGCGAUGAACGUUUUGGUCCCUUCUGCGGCGACACAUUCAAAGGCCCUUCAGAAAUCAAGGUGCGAAGCAAUAUCCUCGACAUCGAUUUCCGUACCGACGAAACCACACAAGGCAAAGGCUGGAAAAUCCGCUACUUUGGAGACCCAAUACCCUGUCCACUGACUGUUAUCCAAAACUCUGUUUUGGACCCCGAAAGACAGCGCAAUGUCUUCAAGGAUACUGUGAAGGUGACCUGCAACACAGGCUAUGAGAUUGUGACACCACAAGGCAGCUUCAGGUCCUUCUACUCUAGCUGUCAAAGCAACGGAGAGUGGAGAGAUUCGCACCUCAGAUGUGAACCUGUAGAAUGUGGGAUGCCUGACGACGUUGAUAAUGCGGAUGUCCAUUACAUAACAGGACCUGACCAGACUCAGUAUCAAGCCGAAAUCCGCUACGCCUGCCACAAGUAUUAUGCGCUGAAGAACAACGGAAGCGGUGGGACUUAUCAGUGUUCGGCCAAUGGGCAAUGGGUGGAUGAAAAUGGGGAAACAGAACUUCCUGUCUGCAUCCCAGUCUGUGGAGUUCCUCAUACACCCAUCCAAAGUGCUGGAAGGAUUUUCGGAGGCACAAAGGCUGAACCAGGAAACUUCCCUUGGCAAGUCUUCUUUGAAUACCCACGUGCUGGCGGGGCUCUCAUUUCCGACCGUUGGGUACUUACUGCCGCUCACGUCCUGGAAGGAAACCAGAACCCAACCAUAUAUGCUGGGCUGUUCUCAGUUGGCCAACCGACCUUGUUGGCUACCAAACCCCUAGUUGUGGAAGAGGUGUUCAUUCACCCUGGCUGGAAAGAAUCUCCACAAGAAUUUCGGACUGACUUUGAUAAUGACAUUGCUCUGGUGAAGUUGAAGGAACCUGUGAAAAUGGGUCCCAACAUCUCAAUUAUCUGCUUACCUAGUACAUCCCCAGAAUAUGAUCCUCUGGAGCAGGAACUGGGCUACAUAUCUGGAUGGGGCAAGACAGGUAAAAGGAGAACUGUUAACCUCAUGAAAGCCCAGAUCCCAGUGGUGACCAUGGAGCGGUGCCGAAGCGUGAAGCCAGAUUCUUCUCUGGACUCCUCAGCCUAUAGAUUUACAAACAAUAUGAUUUGCGCUGGGAACGGGGAAAGUGAUAGCUGUGCUGGGGACAGUGGUGGGGCCUUUGCCCUUCCUGACCCCCGCAAGAAGACACGCUAUUACGUUGCCGGCGUAGUUUCUUGGGGACCAAAAUGCGGCACUUACGGCCUUUACACUAAGGUGGCCAACUAUGUGGGGUGGAUCACAGAGGUCAUGAACCGGCAGCCAGAUGAAGAAGAAUAGACCCAGGCCCUCUUGGGGCACUGUCUCGGUCUCCCACAGUACCCACUGACUCUCUUG
Messenger RNA from Euleptes europaea (tarantolino), 2130 nucleotides. RefSeq names its product complement C1s (gene C1S). The coding region runs from base 1 to 2073 and encodes 690 amino acids. Gene Ontology annotation, molecular function: calcium ion binding; serine-type endopeptidase activity. The transcript is spliced from 11 exons. Gene Ontology annotation, cellular component: extracellular region. The record is from RefSeq and is a predicted model, not a curated record. Lineage: Eukaryota; Metazoa; Chordata; Lepidosauria; Squamata; Sphaerodactylidae. Gene Ontology annotation, biological process: proteolysis; complement activation.